This is a messenger RNA of Trichoplusia ni (cabbage looper), 5674 nucleotides long. It is a transcript of the gene tay, whose product is annotated as fibrosin-1-like protein. The transcript has 16 exons. The coding region runs from base 410 to 4528 and encodes 1372 amino acids. The record is from RefSeq and is a predicted model, not a curated record. NCBI's taxonomy places the organism in Eukaryota, Metazoa, Arthropoda, Insecta, Lepidoptera, Noctuidae.
AUCGCGACCGCAACGCAGCGUUGGCGUCGUGUAACACCUUUCAUUGUAUUGACUAUUGACUGAUUCUGAACACAGAGAAUAAUGUAUAAAGUUAAUUUAUCGUAUUAUUGUCUUAGUUCUUGUUAAAAUAUAUAGUAGUAUGUUUUAGUUUAAGUGUAAUAAUGCCUCCGUUUACGUGAAUGUGAAAGAAAGCAGCCCGUGGAGUGCUACGCGGCCAUUUUACUUGCAAUGCGGCUACGGUGUACGAUCCGCCAUUGGAAACGGCCAGUGUCUUUUACUGAGUGCAAGAUUUGUAUUUUGUUAAAUAACGCGGCGUAGAAACAACGGAUAACCAUGUGUGAUAAAAGUGUAGUGCGGACUUUAGUGUAGUGAAGCACGGUGGUCGGGUGUUUCGAAUAAUGUGUGAACGAUGGAAAACGAAGUGAAGCAGCGCAAUCAGAGAAAUAGGCGAAGGGAGCGGGCACAGCGCAUGCAAGCACAGCGAGAGAGCAAAGUUAAGGAUGGAGACAGCGGCGAGGACGAGUCUCCGACGAGAGAGAAACCGCCUCGUCCUCCUGCCAGGAGGAAGAAGUCGCGGGAGCCGCUGGGAGAAGAGGAUAUCAUCGAUGGUUUCGCCAUAAUGGCAUUUCGCACAUAUGAAGAUCUCGAGGCUGCUGUAAAAUGCGCUUCCUCUCCACGCACAAAUGCCCUGUCGACAAAGCCUCGCUUGCCUUUGGCGGCGCUGGCGGCCGACUCAGGGCGAAAUCACCCGCCCAACAAUGUAAACUCUCAUGGUAUUACGCUGCUUCAAGACGCUGGUACGUCGGAUGACAGUGGACGGGCAUCAGAAAGACUAACGGGUAGUUCGGUGGCGCCUCGCGAUCCCGAUUCUUCCCGUGAUCGUCUCAGUGACGCCAGUAGCCGCUGUAGUUCCGGAAAAGGCUAUAUCUGUGAUAGCGAAGGCGACGAUGACAAGGCGAGUCCGGAAAAUAGUAGGAAUGCUUCUCCGAGGUACCAUGAUGCAUCAAUGGAAGAUGUAUCGGAGACUGGCCCUCUGUUCCGGGUGACGGGUGCGGCGGCUCCAGCGGCGGGCGGCAAGAACGAGCUGGUGGCGCGGGGCGGCAGCGGCGGCGCACUCGCCUUGUCUCGGGCGCCGGUGGGUGGCAGCGCUAGCCCCGCGCCUGCGCCGCUGCCCCAGCCGGCGCCGUCGCCCGCGCCCGCCGCUCUGCCUCCGCCGGCGUUGCCCCCGCCGCCCUUCCGCGCCGACACACCUCAUCGGCCCAACGGCGCGCACAUUCCUGCUCUCGAUGGACAUGCCGCUACACAGAUCCCAGCGCGACCCGUGGGCGCCGCCGGGCCUGACACGCCCGAGCGCCCGGCCAGCAACAGCAAGUUGCAACCGGGCGCGCGGGCCUCCGCCGAUAGUCCGACCCCUGCUCCGCCUGCUCCUCCCGCACCCUCUCCGCUCUUCCCCUCACAUACCGCCUACCAAUCUCAAUCCCAAUCACAUGCUGCUGCUGCGUUGCCAGAUUACCGGCAUACGAACCACGAAACGCGAACCGAACCGGCGGACCAACCUCCUGCGCCUUUGGACCUUCACACACAUCACACAGCGCACCACCCAGCCCGGCCGCCACACAUAGCUCCCAGCCCGGUGCAACCGCCUCACCCUAGUCUCCAGAGCCGCGUGCCGCAUUCGCAAGCGCACCCUGUAAUGCCUGGCCACGACGUUCGGAAUCCCCCGGUCGCAGCACAGACACAUCCCUCCGUUCCUACCUCGUUUUCGAACCGCGUCAAUGGUGUACCGCAAAGCGUGACCCCUCAUUCGACGCCGUCUUCAAUUCCGAGCUGUCUUCCGAGUCAAACUCUAACUGGGCGGUCGAUUUCACCGGCCGCGCCGACCUCUCGCCCCUACUCUACCCCGUCGAUCGGGUCUAGUCAUGUAAACUCCAGUAUAAGUUCCAGUAUUCAUGGUCAUUCAAUACCUUACCAGAGUCAAUCGAGUUUACAGAAACAUUCCGUUCAAACUGUAUACCCGAAUCGACCACAUCUUACACCAUUUAGCAUAUCCAACCACAUUUCAUCAAGCCAUGUUCAGUCUUCUACUGCAAAUCAACCUCCAGUCCUUCAUAUGAGCCAUCCAGUUAACAGUCAUUCCGUAACGAGUCUCUCAAGUCACCUUCCCAGUUCCUUACCGACAACCAUGUCUACGCCAAAUCACAUUGGUCCUCCGGCAUCUUUACCUUCUAUAACAAAUACCACAAUGUCUUCUUUCACCCCAAGCCUUAAAUCACACCCGGGUGUUAAUAUACCACAGCAGCCCACAUCGGUGGCUACGCCUGUGUCUUCUCAUAUGCCAAGUAAUCACGUAGAUUCAUUACCGACAUCGAGUAGUACACCCACAAACGUUACACCAGUGUCUAUGAGUAAUAGUCUCAUUAGCAGCCACCAUACUACUCCCGCCGUGGUGGAUACAAGGUUACCGCCGAUAUCAUCCAGCGACUUACCUGCACGUACUGAGAGUCCCAUUGUGUCGUCGACCCUGGCUUCCAACGGCUACCCGCCACCAGCUGUGUAUUCUGGUUCCUCAUACCCUCCGCUCUAUGCACCUUAUGCCACUACACUACAACACAGUCCUUACCUACCACCGGCUGCAGCCUCUCCGCGGAACUCUGCCGAUACGAGAACGAGUUUGUCAGCAUCACCACUAGUUGCACCUAAAACACCUAAGGGUGUCCGGCCUCACACGCCGGGCUCGACAGGCGCUGCCGGGGCUGCGAUCUCCUACUCCCCGCACGGACAUAGUCCAAACAGGGAGCGAGAAAGUUUCAGCAGCAACAUCAGCAGCCUGUCGCGCAGUACGCCCGUGGCGGGAGCGUCGCUGGCGCCGGCGCUGGCGGCCCCACUGCCGGCGCCGCUCGCCGCUCCUAUACCGGCGCCCAUACCGGGCGGGCUGGCGCUGCCGCUGGCGGCCCCCACGGCCACGCCGGCGGCGCCGGGCGCGCCUCACCUGGCGCACUCGCUGGCGCCCGUGCCCACCGUGCCCAGCAUCAGCUCCAGCGCCAAGCCGCCCGCGCACUGGGGCGUCACCAGGACAGCGGGUGCAGAGCGUCCGUCAGGGUUCGCGCCCGCCCCUCCUUUGUUUGGUGCGCCACUUGCGCCACCUAAUCCGAACCCAUUCUCGGCGGAGUCACUCUUCCAAAGCAGCCCGGGCGCGGACCUGCUGCGGCGCGAGCUGGACAACCGGUUCCUGGCGGCGGCGGGCGCCGUGUCGGCCGUGCGCACCGAGAUGCACCACCACCAGCACCAGCACCAGCACACGCACGUGCACCAGCACCCGCCGCAGCACGCGCCGCACGCGCCGCACGCGCCGCACGCCCCGCACGCGCCGCACGCGCCGCACCCGCCGCACCCGCACCAGCUGCUCGUGCCGCACGCGCCGCUCUUCAAAGAUGUGGGGAAAAUGUCAUCAUUAUAUCGCACUGGGCUCAGUCUGGGCUACCCGUACUCUUCCAGUCUGCUGCACCCUACCGGCCCCUACGUGCCUCCUGCGCCGCUUACUACGUACGCUCCUAAGCCCGUAGUGUCAGCCGCAAGUGACUCCGCCUCUAAACCACCAACACGUCCCGCUGUCGCGAAAACCGGAAAAUGGAAUGCGAUGCACGUGAGGAUCGCCUGGGAAAUAUACAACCACCAACAAAAAGAGAAGACCGGCGGCGGCACGUUGGCGGCCGGCGGCGACAAGGACAAGAUCCGCGGCUUCCCCGCCGCCGCGCCGCCGCCGGCCGCCUACCGCUCGCCCUACGAGCUGCCGCCCGCGCCCUACCUGGCGCACCACCCGCACCUAGGCGUGUCGCCCUUCGGCCGCUACGCUCCCGGCGCCUACCCCGGCGCCGCGCCCUUCGGCCUCACCGCCUACGGCCGCGACCUGGCGCUGUCCUCCUCCUACCACGCGCCGCCGCUGGGCGCGCUGCACGACGCCUGGCGGGCCGCGCGCCCGCCCGCGCCGCAGCCCAGCGCCGAGGCCCGCCGCGACCACGAGGAGCGCGAGCGGGCGCGGCGCGAGCGCGACGAGCGCGACCGCCGCGAGCGGGACGAGCGCGAGCGCCGCAAGGCGCGCGAGCAGCGGGACCAGCGCGACCGCGAGCUCGAGCGGGCGCGUGCGCGCUCGCCGCUGCGGAACGGUAUGCCCGAAGUAGUCAAGGACGAGCGCAAGGAGCCACCGCGCCACGCGCCGCCGUCGCUGCCGGCCUACCCGCCGCCGCCGCCCUGGGACCCGUACCGCACGUUCGACCCGCUGCAGCACAUGCGGUUCGCGCCGCUGGUGGAGGCCGCCAUCCGCGCCGAGGAGGACCGCGCCAAGAUGCUGAGCGCGUACGCGCACCACCAGCAGCUGAAGUCCAGCCCGCUGCUGCACCGCGGCCUGGCGCCGCACGCGCCGCUGCCGCCGCUGGGCGCGCACCCGCCGCUGGCCCCGCUGGCGCCGCUGGCCCCGCCGCUGGCGCCGCUCGCGCCGCUCGACCUGCUCAAGAAGGAGGAGCCGCGAUGAUAGCGAUGCGGCACAACCGCCGUGUCGCCAACUGUGUACAUAGAGUAGCGUAAACGACGUCGCAAGUGAGAGUACGACUAAUUUAAUGUAUAUCGUUUCGCAUUAUCAGUUUAGAGAAUUAUUUAUUGUAACGUCGCUUACUGAAGGACAGUCGUCGGUCCCGCCGGCCGCCAGUCUCGUCGGUGUCGUAGCAUUCGGGACAGUGAGGGAGUGGGGAGGGUGAUCGCGUAAGCGAGGCGGACAUAGCGAAUCUGAUAGUGUGGUGCGAGCGUGCACGCUAUCUCGAUAUGUGCAAUAUUGGACGAGAACAUUGGGCGCUCGUCGCCGCCGGCCUGUACACUACUGCUUGUUUAUUUACAUGAAAAUAUCUAUCGAGUUGUUAUUGUGACCAUUAUUAGUUAAUUAUACAUGAAAUUGCUGAUUAUUGUGAAGGAUAGGAUUAUCGGAAUCGCUAUCGAUAUAAUUAUACAUAUUUAUAUAUACUUAUAAAUAAACUGUAAAUAUUAGUAUGUAAAUUAGCGUUAAAAUAUAGAAUUGGUUUAUUUAACGUCAUACAAAAGGAAAUCCCAUAAAUUAUUAUUGCAUCGGGAGUUUAAUUUACACUUCCGUUAAAAAUCUCAAUGGUUUUUCAAUUGUACCAGUGGAGUUUUAUUUAUUUAUUUUUACUCCUAUUAAUGAACACAAUUUCAGUUAUAGCAGUUAUUUCAUUUAAAUGCAUUUAAAAUAUGUGAUAUUAUUGUAUUGUGAAAUACAUUUUGUCUGACUUCAAAGUAGUGUCUAUUCUCCAAGUAUCUAGAUGUUACAGUAUUGUCAAAUUUGUAUUUAUCAUAGAUCAUGUUAAUAUUAUCUUCAAAUUAUAUUUGUGGACAAGUGGACUAAUCUGAUAUAUAUAUAUUGUUUGUAAACUUAUAAUGUGUUUGAAAAGUCUUAUGUGCCAUUAAAUCAAUAUUAUCAAGGCAUUGAGUCAGACAAAAUUGAAUUCUAAAUCUGUUUUAACAGACAAAUCUGGUGGUUUGUGUUCUUAAAUCUCAAGAGUGACUCAGAGGUAUAUUAUAGUUUAUUCAAAAUCAUUCUGUAUACUAAAAAGUAAAUGAAAGCUUGGUGCGAUUCAGAAAAUACCAUUAAAACUUUUGAUUUUUAUACCAA